UGCCGUGCGUCGAAAGUGGCUGGACAUGUGGCGUCGAAAAAUAGACAGCUUCACCACGACAAUGCGCCAGCUCAUUCCGUCCACACAGUUCAAGCUUUCCUGGCCAAGUGCAAAAUAAGCCCUUGUUCAGCAAUCUAUUUUCCCAGCUUGAUACCGUGUGACUCUUGGCUCUUUCUUCAGAUGACAACCAGUGUGAAAGGGAAGCGAUUUGAGUCGCGAGAGGAGAUACUGAGAAAAGCAACGGCGGAGCUCCAUAACCUUUCCAGAGAAGGCCCGGAGGUGAUAGCUGCAGUAGCAGAACCACUGAGGGAGAAUCUUGAAGAUCUUGGCUUAAGCAAUAUGAAAGCUAUUUCACAUCCUUUUUCCCUGAAACACAACGGAGAUAUGGGUCUACGACACGGGGAGAACUGUCGGGUAACGAAGGGCACUGCAAAGCCCAACGAAGGGGACAUUAUGACUCCGGAAAUGCAGGAGUGCUUUCAAAAACUCAUCAACUUGGUGCCAACCAUUCCUCGUACUCACAAAAUCUCCAAAGUACAGUUGUUGCAGCAUGUGAUCGAUUACAUCUUAGACUUAGAGGUGGCAUUGGACUACCCUAACUUCGUACAGUCACCUCCACCACAGCUGAUUAACACAGCCAGUGCACUCUUUAACCGAACGCCCCUAUCGGAAAAAGUUGAUCCAAAUCCCAUCGUAUCACAUGAAGUGAUUGUGGUGAGGAUAACUGACCCUGAUCUUGAACGAAGCGACCACGAUCAUUUUUGUUAUCCUUGAUAUAAAAUAGUUGUC
Molecule: messenger RNA, 789 nt
Organism: Octopus sinensis (East Asian common octopus)
Lineage: Eukaryota; Metazoa; Mollusca; Cephalopoda; Octopoda; Octopodidae
Product: DNA-binding protein inhibitor ID-2
Exons: 4
Coding region: 181-774 (197 amino acids)
Biological process (GO): negative regulation of transcription by RNA polymerase II; cell differentiation; circadian regulation of gene expression
Cellular component (GO): nucleus; cytoplasm
Molecular function (GO): transcription regulator activity; protein dimerization activity
Source: RefSeq, a predicted model, not a curated record